Molecule: messenger RNA, 1157 nt
Organism: Octopus sinensis (East Asian common octopus)
Lineage: Eukaryota; Metazoa; Mollusca; Cephalopoda; Octopoda; Octopodidae
Exons: 2
Coding region: 26-502 (158 amino acids)
Source: RefSeq, a predicted model, not a curated record
UAGACAGUUGAAGGUGGGGAGUUGAAUGUCAGGAAAUGGCGUGGGAGUGGCGUGGGUUAUCGUUCAGUCCCAACAAAACUUCCAGCUUUUCGUCAUAUCUACGACAGCCGGCGACAACGACAGACCUUUUUUCUCCCCGUCACACAAAUCCUCCUCAACUCAAAUGGAACGUGCAUCACUGACGCUGACUGUGGGAGGCCAACCAAAGACUGAUGCUGAAUCAAAACCGAAACACAAGGUGGUUUCAUACAACUACAGCUCAGUUGAACGGAGUCGAGAACAGGUGAAUUUUACAUUCACUAUCACGAAAUCGCGUGCUCAGUCCAGUGUCGUUGUUUACAGAAACUAUGAUGACUGUCCUGAAUUCGAGCCCUUGUUAUGGCACAAGACGACACUGUUUUACUCGGUUGGUAUCAACCCAAAGCAAUAUAUUACAACGGUUGUGAUUUAUCAAGGAGAAAAACCGGAAACGUUUGCGAGCAAAGUAUGUUGUGACCUUUAAUUUAGCGUGAUGUCGUAAACGAUUGGUGAAGUGGUGGUGGCGAAUAGAGGACAAAUUGUAGAAAUGGUGAAUAACUUUAGCUUUCGAGAAUAAUGAAUAUAUGACGCGCGCGCGUGUGUGUGUGAAUGAAAUCUUGUAUAAGCAUAUCGUGAACCAAAAGAUAAAAUAAAAGAUUUAAAAACUGUUGAUUUCAAACGGAGGUAGAAUGCUUCAGAAGUUGCUGAUAUGUGUGACUGAUUAGAUCAACCCAAAUGUUAUUCACCUGGUAAUUAUUUUAUGAAAAACGCGGAAAAUGAAAACCAAACAUACAUUUUGGAAAGGAAAGCACAACAGAACGAAAUAUAACUAAAUUAAUUACAGAAUGUGCCCAGUUUUUAUAAAAUAUAAACAGACACAUUACCACGGAUGUACACGCAUUUUGCAAUCGUUUCUAAAUACCAUUGAAAAAAUAAUUUCAACGUUUACGAAUUUUAUGAAAGACAUUUUAUUCAGAUGAUGAUGAUGACGAUGAUGAUGAUGAUGAUGAUGAUGAUGAUGAUGUUGAUGAUGUCAUUAUUACUGUAGUUGAUGUCGAAGUAUUUACUGUUGUUGUUAUUCUCAAGAUAACGAUGGAUUUAAAUGUCAUUAAAUGUUUUGAAGAUAUUGACUGUAGUGA